This is a messenger RNA of Symbiodinium necroappetens, 753 nucleotides long. The record is from the annotation of a GenBank genome assembly. NCBI's taxonomy places the organism in Eukaryota, Dinophyceae, Suessiales, Symbiodiniaceae.
GUGAAGAGCCUAGCUGCCAGCGAUUGGGCAUUCGCAGCCCUGCGCGACGACGGCAGAGUGGCCACUUGGACAUUUUGUGCCUACGGUUACUGGGCCAAAGAAGAUCUUAGGAACUGGGAGGCGAUUGUGGCCAUGUUCGCGAUCAGCUUGUUGAGGGACACUGUGAUUACCUGGGGAACUCCGGAGAUCGACAUCAGAUAUGAUGACGACAUACGACCGGAGCUCCACAGCAUCAAAGAAGCAGAGCAGGAGUUGGUAGCAGUUUUUCAUGAAGUCAUGGGUCUUCGCAGUGAUGCGGCUUUCGCGGCUUUCCGGACAGAUGGUGUGGUCAUCGCAUGGGGUGUACACGGCCACUUCUUGCUGCGAGGGGUUCGACAGCUGGAGGCCUCCGACGAAGCCUUUGCAGCUCUGUUGCACGACGGGUCGGUGCAGGUUUGGGGGAACAGUGACUCCGGUGGUGACGCGUCAGCAGUUCGACACGAGCUUCAGAAGGUUCUUCAGAUUACUGCUUCCUGGGCCGCUUUCGCCGCGCUCAAAGAAAACGGCACGGUGACCUCCUGGGGAUCGCCUGAAGCUGGUGGAGACCAGGGCGAUGUGGUGGAUCGCUUGGUGAAUGUGGUGGAUAUCACCACCAACAGCACCAACUUCGGGAGCGGCUUCAUGGCCACCUUGCUGACUGGUGAGCAAGUCUCUUGGCCUCCAGAUGGUCUUGCUUCGCAGCGAACGCCACAGGAUUCGUUCAGACAGCCUUAG